Messenger RNA from Salmo salar (Atlantic salmon), 3593 nucleotides. Lineage: Eukaryota; Metazoa; Chordata; Actinopteri; Salmoniformes; Salmonidae. The record is from RefSeq and is a predicted model, not a curated record.
UUUGAACGUCACUUCAGCCCAAAACGAGUCACGCACCACUCUUGAACAUUAACAUUUCAAACUUACAGUUUAUUCCUGAGACGUGCAGAUACAGCUAUUGUUAGCUAUAUGCAACAAAGACAACUAGCAAACUGUAAUUUCAGACUGUCUUUACGUAGUGCAUCCGUUAACCAUGGAUAUAUUUUUAAAAAGCUGUCGCAAUGUGCUGAAGGGGAACGCAGAUGGCAGCCCAGGGUUCCAUGUGGUCCUGGGGAACGAGGCCUGUGACCUGGACUCCAUGGUGUCAGCUCUGGCCUACGCAUACUUCCUGUCCAAGACACUUGAUUCUGGGAAAAUUCCUCUUCCCGUUCUGAACAUUCCCCGGCAAGAGUUCCCGCUGCGCACGGACAAUACCUUCCUGCUGAGAGAGAGUGGCCUCUCCCAGGAUGACCUGGUGUUCCGGGACGAGGUGGACCUGGGGAGUCUACACCGGGCCGGCCGGCUGGACCUCACACUGGUGGACCACAACGUGCUGCCCAGCUCUGACCGUGAUCUAGAGGAGGCGGUGUUGGAGGUGAUCGACCAUCACCUCCUGGAGAGGAAGCCCUCUCCCUCCUGUCCUGUUACCGUGGAGACAGUGGGCUCCUGCACCACCCUGGUGACAGAACGGAUCAUCCAGAAAGCCCCUGAAGUCCUCGACCAACAGGUGGCCCAGCUCUUAUAUGGCACCAUAGUGUUAGACUGUGUGAACAUGGCCCCAGAGGCAGGGAAAGUCACCCCUAAAGACAGCCAGUACGCUGUCCUCCUGGAGACGCACUUCCCCAACCUGCCACCAAGGGGCGUCCUCUUCCAGUCCUUGCAGAAUGCUAAAUUUGACGUGUCAGGUCUCACCACAGAACAGAUGCUACUGAAAGACAUGAAGGUGGCAUCGGAAGGAGAUUUAAAACUGGCAGUCAGUGUGAUAUAUAUGACACUGGAGGCUUUUCUACAGAGACAAAGCUUACAGCAAGAGCUCUGUGAGUUCUGCCACAAGCACAGCUACAACCUGGUGGUGGCCAUGACGAUCUCCUUCAACAAUAACAAGGAGCCCUUCAGGCAGCUGGCCGUCUACAGCUCCAGCACCCUCUACAGGGGGGAGAUGAGCCAAGCCUUGGAGCAAUCCCGGAGCCCCAGUCUGAGCCUGAGUCCAAUGAGCAGCCCUUACUCGGACAUCAGGGCUUAUCUCCAGGGAAACACGUUGGCCUCCAGGAAGAAGGUGCUGCCCAUCAUCAAGGACUUCCUGAGGGACAGGGAGCGAAGAGAGGUGCAAGGUGGGAACCUAGAAGAGAGCUACGAGGCACCACGGCAACGAGCGUGCACUGAGGACGCUGGGAUAGAGGAGGACUCCUACUUCCCCCCCACCCCUAUGAACAGUCUGGUGGAGGGCUGUCCCCUUGACAACGGGCUGCCCAAGAUCAGCGCUGAAGCUCUGACGGAGAAGUUCAGCAAGAUGGCCAGCGAAGAGGAGAACGCAGGGGGACUCUGAUGUCACUCACACUCCUGUGGUCAGCGGAGCAUCCAAGCUCACUAACCUGUAUAACAGCUGGAUGGUCAGAGAGCUCUCGCAACAGGAUUCAGACCAGUCAGUACAGAUUGUUUGUGACUGUGCAGGGUGUUAAGGUAGGCACAACAUUGAUCCGCUGGGACAAGGACUGGGAGGCACACUGUUCCCAAUCCAGAGGAGUAAACAAUCCACUGGCAAUCAUAUUGGAGAUGAUGGAAAUGUAUUGAAAAUAUUAGUGACACCCGUGCUUUACGUUAGUGACACCCGUGCUUUACGUUAGUGACACCCGUGCUUUACGUUAGUGACACCCGUGCUUUACGUUAGUGACACCCGUGCUUUACGUUAGUGACACCCGUGUUUUACGUUAGUGACACCCGUGCUUUACGUUAGUGACACCCGUGCUUUACGUUAGUGACACCCGUGUUUUACGUUAGUGACACCCGUGCUUUACGUUAGUGACACCCGUGCUUUACGUUAGUGACACCCGUGUUUUACGUUAGUGACACCCGUGUUUUACGUUAGUGACACCCGUGCUUUACGUUAGUGACACCCGUGCUUUACGUUAGUGACACCUGUGCUUUAUAUGGGGGGGGCUCCCGAGUGGCGCAGUGGUCCAAGGCACUGCAUCUCAGUGCUAGAGGCAUCACUACAGACCCUGGUUCGAUUCCAGGCUGUAUCACAACUGGCCAUGAUUGGCAGUCCCAUAGGGCGGCGCACAAUUGGCCCAGCGUCGUCCGGGUUAAGGUUUGGCCGGGGUAGGCCGUCAUUGUAAUAAGAAUUUGUUCUUAACUGACUUGCCUCGUUAAAUAAAGGUUAAAUAAUCAAAUAUUAGUGACACCGAUGCUUUCAUCCUUAAAUGGGAAUAAGACAUUUACGUGGGAACUCUGUUAAUGGAAAAAUGUUUCCGGGAAAUACAUUUGAGAAAAUAGAUCCACUCUCUCUCAUCUCCCCAAGAGUGUGUGUGCAGCCUAGACUAAUGUGUAUAUGAAAAUGUUUGUGAUAGAUGCCUAAACCAAUAUGUGGUCUGUGUACAAAGGCAACAGGGAUCUUAAUCCAGGAGGGCAUUGAAUGUCUCUACUGUAACCAAGAAGCCUGAUCUUGACAUCUAGGCACUGUGCCCUAUACUAAUGUGUAUAGAAAGAUUUUUAUGAUAGAUGCCUAAACCAAUAUGCGGCCCCACUUUAUUUGGAUAGUCCAGCUGUAGAUGCUCUACAGAUGGUCAAACUAUCUGUUGAUAAGCAGCUUAUUACUAAGCUUAGGGUAAGGGUUAAUAGUUGGGUUUAGGCAAAGAGUUAAGUUUAGGGUUAGGUUAAGGUUGGCGUUUAGUACAUAGUUGAAAUGUGAUAGUCUGUAGAGCAUCUACAGAUGGACGGUCCAAAUAAAGUGUCACUCUGCAUGAUAUGCAGUGUUGAUUUUACAUAAUUGAUAAGCAGUUUGACGUUGAAGUAAAGUGUUUGUGUUGAAUAGUUAUUGCUAGAGAUAGCUAGACAUUAUUCCUUGACUGACUGUUUUAUUGAUAAUAAAUCCGUUUUGAAUGUUCUUCUGAUUCAAAACACCAUUAUAAUACUGUAUCUUCUCCAAAUGAAAGAUUUUGUAUACUGCAAAUGUAUGUAAACAUAAUUUAAAAAAAAAUAUUAUUUAAGAAUUAUCUGAUUAUAUGCAAUUGUAUCGCAAGAAGAUACUGUAACUUCCGCUUUGUGUUAAAGCACUUGGUACCAAUGAUAUUGCUGAUGUCAUGUUAAUUUGAAUAUAAUACUUUGAUCUCUUUUAUCUGAGACUAGGACUCCCCAGAACCACUCAAGGUACUUCCAGGCCUGAUGUAGUCUAAUUAAAUGACUGUUUAUUUCAUAAAAUGCUCCAAAUUGAUGAGAACAUUGUUGAGAUCUAGCUAUAAUCUGCACCAAAAGGUAGAGUAGAUUUCAGUCAAGGUUAGACCAUUAGCAGAUGUUAUGAAGGACAAUCAGUUUUUAAUCAUUUGGAAACCAGCGGACUAAAGUUUUACAGUUAGAAAUGUAAUGGUUUCACCUGAAAUGUUGAAAAGGGUUAAAUAGUAUUAAAGUUUCUUAUCCUG